CAAAAAUGUCUCUGCUUUCGGCCCGUUUAGCUGCCUCCGUGGCGAGGAAUUUGCCUAAAAAUGUUACCCAGGUAUUGUAAUACUUCUUUGUGUAACCGACUGUAUCUUAUAGUGUUUAUAAUGUGUUAUUGCUGUUUUUGUGGUCGCGGGGGUAGCUUUCCCAGCCGUCUCAGUAGCUGCACGUAAACUGCAUGUCUCUGCACCAAACAAUGGCGCUGAAAUCUCCUCCAUACUGGAGGAACGUAUCCUGGGAGCUGCGCCCAAGGCUGAUCUUGAUGAGACUGGCAGGGUACUCAGCAUUGGUGAUGGUAUCGCUCGCGUCUAUGGGUUGAAGAACAUCCAGGCUGAUGAGAUGGUGGAAUUCUCAUCUGGAUUGAAGGGUAUGGCCUUGAACUUGGAGCCUGACAAUGUGGGUGUGGUAGUAUUUGGUAAUGACAAACUGAUCAAGGAAGGAGAUAUUGUCAAGAGAACUGGUGCCAUUGUAGAUGUUCCUGUUGGUGAUGAGAUCUUGGGACGUGUAGUAGAUGCUUUAGGUAACCCAAUUGAUGGCAAAGGUCCAUUGAACACCAAGCAGCGUUUCAGGGUAGGCAUCAAGGCACCUGGUAUUAUCCCUCGUAUCUCGGUGAGGGAGCCCAUGCAGUCCGGUAUCAAGGCCGUGGAUUCUCUGGUGCCAAUCGGUCGUGGACAGCGUGAGUUGAUCAUUGGCGAUCGUCAAACUGGAAAAACUGCUUUGGCCAUCGACACGAUCAUCAACCAGAAACGUUUCAAUGACGGCGACGACGAAAAGAAGAAGCUGUACUGUAUCUACGUGGCCAUCGGCCAGAAGCGUUCCACAGUCGCCCAGAUCCUGAAGCGACUCUCCGACACCGGCGCCAUGAAGUACACCAUCAUCGUGUCUGCCACCGCCUCCGAUGCCGCCCCCCUGCAGUAUCUCGCACCAUACUCUGGCUGUGCUAUGGGCGAGUACUUUAGGGAUAACGGCAAGCACGCGUUGAUCAUCUAUGACGACUUGUCCAAGCAGGCCGUCGCCUACCGUCAGAUGUCCCUGUUGCUGCGUCGUCCCCCAGGUCGUGAGGCCUACCCUGGUGACGUAUUCUACCUCCACUCCCGUCUGCUGGAGAGAGCCGCCAAGAUGUCCGACGCUCACGGAGGAGGUUCCUUGACCGCCCUGCCCGUCAUCGAGACACAGGCCGGUGAUGUGUCAGCUUACAUUCCCACCAAUGUCAUUUCCAUCACUGACGGACAGAUCUUCUUGGAAACUGAGUUGUUCUACAAGGGUAUCCGACCAGCUAUCAACGUAGGUUUGAGUGUAUCCAGAGUAGGAUCUGCUGCCCAAACCAAGGCCAUGAAACAGGUGGCCGGUUCCAUGAAACUGGAAUUGGCCCAAUAUCGUGAGGUAGCCGCUUUCGCCCAGUUCGGUUCCGACUUGGACGCUGCCACCCAACAGCUGUUGAAUAGAGGUGUGCGUCUCACUGAGCUACUGAAGCAGGGACAGUAUGUGCCGAUGGCCAUUGAAGAGCAAGUCGCCGUCAUCUACUGCGGUGUCAGGGGACAUCUGGACAAACUGGACCCCUCCAAGAUCACCGUUUUCGAGAAGCAGUUCUCUGAACACAUGAAGGCGAGCCACCAAGACAUCUUGACCAGCAUCGCGAAAGAGGGUAAGAUCACAGAUGACACAGACGCGAAAUUAAAGAAGAUCGUACAAGAAUUCAUCGCCAACUUCUCUGGUUAAGUGAACGCGUCAGUCAUUACCACAAUUCUUAAUCGAUGUGAGAUUUCCAUUUUGAUUUGCAUACUAGCUACAUUUGUGGCACCACGAACGAUUGCAAGAAUGCUGUGCAUUUUGUUGUUGCAUCGAUUGAGAAUUCAAAAUGAAAUAUUUAAUUAUUAGAUAUAGGAGUAUGUUAUUUGUAAAAUUUAAAUACAUGGUUAACAUGUUAGGAGAAAACGAGGAUUUUACAUCGGUCUUUGGAAACAACUUGUACAGCAUUUGUUUUUAUUAUUUUAUUUGUAACAAAAAUCUAAUUAAUAAAUUUUUUUUGUUAUGAGAAUUCGUCUUUAC
Molecule: messenger RNA, 2062 nt
Organism: Acanthoscelides obtectus
Lineage: Eukaryota; Metazoa; Arthropoda; Insecta; Coleoptera; Chrysomelidae
Source: the annotation of a GenBank genome assembly